AUGGAAAAUGAAUUGUAUAAUAGGCAAAUAAAUACUCGCCAUGAGUAUAAUAAGAUUAAGAAUGAUAUGAAAAUUGGUACAUGGAAUGUAAGAAGCUUUCAUAAAGACGGAAAAUUGGAUGACCUUAUUCGAGAAGUAGGAGAAAAUCAGAUAGCUAUUAUGGGACUAAGUGAAGUACGAUGGGUUGGCAAUGGAGAAUUUACUAAAAACGGAUAUAAGUUGUACUUUUCUGGAGGAAAACAGCAUCAUAAUGGUGUAGGCGUCUUGAUUGAUCAACGCAUUGAAUAUUUGGUUGAGUCAUGGAUUCCACUUUCAGAUAGAAUUAUAUUUCUGAAACUAAAUACUAAAGAAGUUAAAACGAAUUUAAUUCAAGUAUACGCUCCAACAUCCGGAUGUUCUGAAAAUGAGUGUGGCUCUUUCUAUAAUCAGCUUCACGAUACACUUGGAUUUGCCAAAAGUAAUCAAAGAACAAUUAUCCUCGGAGAUUUUAAUGCGAAAGUGGGAAAAGGGCAAGAAGGCACAACUGUGGGAAAAUAUGGCCUUGGAAGAAGAAAUGAGCGUGGAGAUAUGUUUGUAAACUUCUGUAAGGAACAUAAAAUGGUUAUCAUGAAUACAAUGUUUGAACAUCAUGAACGACGUUUAUAUACUUGGAGAUCUCCUGCUGAUUCACAAAAUCAUAUUGUAAGAAAUGAGAUCGAUUAUAUUUUAAUUAAUGAUCGAUAUAAAAAUAAUAUAGUAGACGUGAAGACUAAACCCGGUGCGGAUGUUGGCUCUGACCAUAAUCUGCUACAAGCAAUAUUUAGACCUAAAUUCAAAUUAUUAGAAAAAAGUGCUACAAGAAUACAGACAGAUGUACAGGAGCUGAAAAAUAAAAAGAUACGAAAACAAUUUAACGACAACUUAAAAGACACAUUUAAAAAGACAUUAAGCAGUACAGAGCGAUGGGAGGGUAUAAAAGAAGCAUUGAAAAAGGCAGCUAAAGUAGUUUUGAAUGAAAAACCUACAGAUAAAAAACAAGACUGGAUAACGAAUGAAAUUAUUGGUUUAAUGUCGGAAAGAAGAAAGUUUAAAAACAAAGAUGUUAUUAAAUAUAAGCAGGUGCAAAAAAUAAUACUGAUGAAAAUAAAAGAAGCAAAAGAAACUUGGUUGACACAGAAAUGCAACAACAUUGAAGCACUAGAAAAUCUAGAGGACCAGUAA
Molecule: messenger RNA, 1200 nt
Organism: Chrysoperla carnea
Lineage: Eukaryota; Metazoa; Arthropoda; Insecta; Neuroptera; Chrysopidae
Product: craniofacial development protein 2-like
Exons: 1
Coding region: 1-1200 (399 amino acids)
Biological process (GO): chromatin remodeling
Cellular component (GO): nucleus
Molecular function (GO): catalytic activity
Source: RefSeq, a predicted model, not a curated record